Molecule: messenger RNA, 2157 nt
Organism: Lingula anatina
Lineage: Eukaryota; Metazoa; Brachiopoda; Lingulata; Lingulida; Lingulidae
Product: cholinesterase-like
Source: RefSeq, a predicted model, not a curated record
AUGUGGCGAUUGCUGUGUUUGGCUAUAGUUUUUCACCUGGCAGUGGCAGUAUUUGGAGAAGACGUUGUGGUGACGACGAAACUUGGAGACCUCAAGGGACUUUCUGGCAAAGUGCGCUUUAGAGGGAAGACGCACGUGUUGAAGAAAUUCCUUGGCGUCCCGUUCGCGCAACCACCUCUGAAAGAGUUGCGAUUCAAGCCCCCUCGUGCACCUGCUCCCUGGAAACCAGACCUUUACAAUGCCACCUAUUACCGUCACACCUGCAUGCAGGAAAAACUGGAUAGAGACGAAAUGCAGAAGCAAAUACCUGGCUUCAAAAACUUUAGUGAAGAUUGCUUGUAUCUGAAUAUUUUUACAACAUAUGAUUUUACAGACAGUUCCAGUUUGCCUCACCCAGUCAUGGUAUUCAUCCAUGGCGGCAGCUACGUGGCGGGGUCAGCACAGACAAUACUGGGAGAUGUACUACCACUGAAGGGCGUGGUCUUGGUUGUGAUUCAGUACAGGUUAGGGGCUUUUGGAUUUCUGAGUACUGGUGACCAUCAUGCCCCAGGUAAUACUGGCCUCCUUGACCAGACCAUGGCCUUGAAGUGGGUCAAGGACAACAUAGGUCACUUCGGAGGUGACACCGACCGGGUGACCAUCUUUGGUCAGAGUGCAGGGGCCUCUUCUAUUGGACUCCAUCUGGUGUCGAGUAAAUCGAAAGGUCUUUUCCACCAAGUGAUAAUGCAGAGCGGGGUGGACCUGAGUCCAUGGGCCAUCCAUGGUGUGCAUAGUGCUCUCCACACCAGUCAAGAAUUGGGGCGCAUGGUCGGCUGCCCAACACACCUCAACGUGCUACUCGUGGAAUGUCUUCGGAAGGUGGAUGCUCAAGAGAUUGCUGAUUUCAUCUCUGAUUCUCACCAGGGCAGUGACCCCCUAGAUCUACCAUGGUCCCCUGUAGUCCAGGGAGAAGGGGAAGAAGCAUUUCUGGUUGAUGAUCCUAAAGUACUGAGAGAAAAUGGAAGGUUCCACCGUGACGUGAGAGUAAUGGCUGGAUUUACCAGUGACGAAGGGGCUGCAAUCAUACAGAGUAUAGCUGACCAGUUUAACAUGGCAGACCUUCUACGAGAAGAAAAGAUCAGCCAGAGUGCUCUGGGCUCUCUCCUACACCACUAUUUUCCCAUCAAGAACGGCAUCCUGGCUGGGGAGAUCUACAACACCAUAGCACGCGGGUACCAGAACACAACUGAAGGCGUGGAGACAGGGGUCUACAGACAAGGAAUGGUGGAUAUCCUGACAGACUAUAUGUUUGCUGCCCCUGCCCACCAGGUUCUGCGCCAUCACAGUCAGCACAACGAGACCUUCAUGUAUGUGUUUGGGUACAGAUCCCCUAAUAUUAGGACCAAUUUCUGGAUGGGUACCACCCACAAUGAUGACCUGCCUUUUGUGUUUGGCCUUCCUUUUCACACAACCAAAAUGAGGCAUAACUGCUCAACCUUGGACAGCGCCCUCUACAGUAAGUUCUGCAGGGGGAAGAGGACACAGAUUUUCUCCGACUACGUGUGCACACACAGAAAUUGGUCAUUCUGUAACGAGUACGAUCACAGGAUGGGGCAUUCCAAUAUAGACUAUGCAAUCAUCCCCCAGCAGUACGAGAAAUUCGACCACGAGGACCGGAUCAUUAGUGACUACGUUAUGGAGCUCUGGACCAAUUUUGCGAAAUUUGGGCAUCCCACGCCACCAAAGACAGCCAACGCCACCUAUAGUCAGCACAGUGAGAUUGUGGAGUGGCACCUUUUUAAAUCUAACACCUCAGAGGAAGACUCGCGCUACCUUCAUAUAGAUACACAGACUGUUAUGAAGACUGGACUGAGAGCAGAGAACAUGGCUUUCUGGACUCAAACAUUCCCCUCUAUCAAGGAUAAGUAUGUUGAAUUUGCUCCAGUCAUCCACGAGCAAGAUGAAAGCACCACUAAUGACCUGCUGAAGAUUCUGCCAUUCCUGGCUGGAGGCUUCCUGUUUGUGCUCAUAGUAACCGUUGUCUUGGUAACACACAGGCGACAGCAGCCAAAACCUUCCAGGCAGAACAGCUACAACAGAGACAAUAGCAAGACGGUGGCGACACCUAUCUUGACAUAUGCAUCGUACGAUGUGUAUGAGAAUGCUGAAUCUGUGUAA